Messenger RNA from Solanum tuberosum (potato), 2764 nucleotides. RefSeq names its product BEL1-like homeodomain protein 3. Gene Ontology annotation, molecular function: DNA binding. Gene Ontology annotation, biological process: regulation of DNA-templated transcription. The coding region runs from base 291 to 2411 and encodes 706 amino acids. NCBI's taxonomy places the organism in Eukaryota, Viridiplantae, Streptophyta, Magnoliopsida, Solanales, Solanaceae. The record is from RefSeq and is a predicted model, not a curated record. The transcript has 6 exons.
UCCCCUUUAUGUGUUGUGGAGUUUUAAGAAAAUCUCUCACUUUCUCUUUCUCCCAAUUAUAAUAAGAAAACUUUCUUUCUUCCUUGUUUUUAUUUUUAAAAAAAUAUUUCAGUUUAGUACAUGGUUGAAGAUAUUUGAUAUAGCCUUCAUAUAUGUCACUCAUGUUCCAUCAUCAGCCAAGUGUUAGAAGUCACUUUCUUUAACAAGAUUUUCUUAAAAAAUAUUUAAAAACUUGAACUCCAAAAAAAAGAAGAAAAGGAGUGUAAUUUUCUUGAUUGGUUGUGAAAUUUAUGGCUAUGUACUAUCAAGGAGGCUCAGAAAUCCAAGCUGAUGGUCUGCAGACACUUUAUUUGAUGAACCCUAAUUAUAUAGGCUAUACUGACACACAUCAUCAUCAUCAACAACACCAACAACAAUCAGCCAACAUGUUUUUCUUGAAUUCUGUGGCGGCGGGGAAUUUUCCCCACGUGUCCCUCCCUUUGCAAGCACAUGCGCAGGGGCACUUGGUUGGAGUGCCCCUGCCAGCUGGUUUUCAAGAUCCUAACCGCCCUUCCAUUCCGGAAAUUCCGACCUCUCAUCAUGGCCUUUUAUCACGUUUGUGGACUUCUGGUGACCAAAAUACCCCUAGAGGUGGUGGAGGAGGAGGAGAAGGAAAUGGAAGUCAAUCACAUAUACCGUCUUCCACGGUGGUUUCUCCCAACUCAGGUAGUGGGGGAGGCACCACCACGGACUUUGCUUCCCAAUUAGGGUUCCAAAGACCGGGGUUGGUGUCACCAACACAGGCGCACCAUCAAGGUCUUUCUCUAAGCCUUUCUCCACAACAACAAAUGAAUUUCAGGUCUAGUCUUCCACUAGACCACCGCGAUAUUUCAACAACAAAUCAUCAAGUUGGAAUACUAUCACCAUCACCAUUACCAUCACCAGGAACAAAUACCAAUCAUACUCGAGGAUUAGGGGCAUCAUCGUCUUUUUCGAUUUCUAAUGGGAUGAUAAUGGGUUCUAAGUACCUAAAAGUUGCACAAGAUCUUCUUGAUGAAGUUGUUAAUGUUGGAAAAAACAUCAAAUUAUCAGAGGGUGGUGCAAAGGAGAAACACAAAUUGGACAAUGAAUUAAUCUCUUUGGCUAGUGAUGAUGUUGAAAGUAGCAGCCAAAAAAAUAUUGUUGUUGAACUUACUACAGCUCAAAGACAAGAACUUCAAAUGAAGAAAGCCAAGCUUGUUAGCAUGCUUGAUGAGGUGGAUCAAAGGUAUAGACAAUACCAUCACCAAAUGCAAAUGAUUGCAACAUCAUUUGAGCAAACAACAGGAAUUGGAUCAUCAAAAUCAUACACACAACUUGCUUUGCACACAAUUUCAAAGCAAUUUAGAUGUUUAAAAGAUGCAAUUUUUGGGCAAAUAAAGGACACAAGUAAAACUUUAGGGGAAGAAGAGAACAUUGGAGGCAAAAUUGAAGGAUCAAAGUUGAAAUUUGUGGAUCAUCAUUUACGCCAACAACGUGCACUACAACAAUUAGGGAUGAUGCAAACCAAUGCAUGGAGGCCACAAAGAGGUUUGCCCGAAAGAGCGGUUUCGGUUCUCCGCGCUUGGCUUUUCGAGCAUUUUCUUCAUCCGUAUCCCAAAGAUUCAGAUAAAAUCAUGCUUGCUAAGCAAACAGGGCUAACAAGGAGCCAGGUAUCAAAUUGGUUUAUAAAUGCUAGAGUUAGACUAUGGAAGCCAAUGGUAGAAGAAAUGUACAUGGAAGAAGUGAAGAAAAACAAUCAAGAACAAAAUAUUGAGCCUAAUAACAAUGAAAUUGUUGGUUCAAAAUCAAGUGUUCCACAAGAGAAAUUACCAAUUAGUAGCAAUAUUAUUCAUAAUGCUUCUCCAAAUGAUAUUUCUACUUCCACCAUUUCAACAUCUCCGACGGGUGGCGGCGGUUCGAUUCCGGCUCAGACGGUUGCAGGUUUCUCCUUCAUUAGGUCAUUAAACAUGGAGAACAUUGAUGAUCAAAGGAACAACAAAAAGGCAAGAAAUGAGAUGCAAAAUUGUUCAACUAGUACUAUUCUCUCAAUGGAAAGAGAAAUCAUGAAUAAAGUUGUCCAAGAUGAGACAAUCAAAAGUGAAAAGUUCAACAACACACAAACAAGAGAAUGCUAUUCUCUAAUGACUCCAAAUUACACAAUGGAUGAUCAAUUUGGAACAAGGUUCAACAAUCAAAAUCAUGAACAAUUGGCAACAACUUUUCAUCAAGGAAAUGGUCAUGUUUCUCUUACUCUAGGGCUUCCACCAAAUUCUGAAAACCAACACAAUUACAUUGGAUUGGAAAAUCAUUACAAUCAACCUACACAUCAUCCAAAUAUUAGCUAUGAAAACAUUGAUUUUCAGAGUGGAAAGCGAUACGCCACUCAACUAUUACAAGAUUUUGUUUCUUGAUGAUAUAUAUAAUUUCCAGGUAAAUCAACUUGAAAUUACAUCAUGAAAGGCCUUGAAUAAAAGAAGGGGAGUUGAGAUCUAGUGAUCAUAUAUAUAUGUAUAGGUAGAAAGUUUAGUUAGUAUAUAUAGGUUAUACUUCUAGUUUCUUAAAUGGAGAUACAAUUUUUGUUGUUGUUUUUGUAUUGAGAUAACUAGCUAGCUUGGGUUAUUUAAAGUUGUUGCAUGCAACCAAAGAAGAAGAAAAAAUAAUCUAUAUAUGCAAACUAUAGUAUGUUGUAAAUUUUGUGCUUCUUUUAAUUAGUUUCAAUUUGCAUAUAUGUAAACCAGGUGAUUGCAUAUAUCUUCUCUGAUUA